This is a messenger RNA of Rubroshorea leprosula, 716 nucleotides long. The record is from the annotation of a GenBank genome assembly. NCBI's taxonomy places the organism in Eukaryota, Viridiplantae, Streptophyta, Magnoliopsida, Malvales, Dipterocarpaceae.
GUUUUACAGUCUGAUGCAAUCCGGACUGUAAAACAGGUUCCCUCUACAGAAUAUAUGACAAGACAAGUUUGCUAGGAAUAAUGCUGAAACUUUUCUGCCCUCUUAAUUUGGACGUUAUCGGUAUUGAUGAAGCUCAGUUUUUUGAAGACCUUUAUGAUUUCUGUUGUGAAGCUGCCGAUCAUGAUGGCAAAACUGUGAUUGUUACAGGCCUAGAUGGUGACUAUCUGAGAAGGAGCUUUGGUUCUGUGCUUGAUAUAAUUCGUCUGGCUGAUUCCGUGACAAAGUUAACUGCUCGAUGUGAACUCUAUGGGAAACGAGCAUUCUUUACUUUAAGACUGAGGAGACACAAACAGAUUUGAUAGGCGGAGCUGAUGUCUACAUGCCUGUAUGUCGAUAGCACUAUGUCAAGGGAGAAGUACUAGUAGAAACUACAAGAAUUGUCUUGGAAUCUCAGAAACUUCGGUGCAGCUCUUUUGCAUAAUUCAUAAAACCUUGCAACUGCAGCAGGACAUCUAGGUCUUCCUAUGACAUCUGGCUAAACGUAUUACAUUGUCUUAAGUGGUCUACGUGACAUGCUCUUGUAAGAUAAGAAUGUGAAUGUACGUUGCAUUAGCUGAAUACCGACUGCUGGGGUGUGAUUAAGUUUAAAAUUUGUAUAAGAUUGAAAUGGCGAGGGUAAAUUGUUUAUCCAUAGUUUAUAAAUAUUUUGGUGUGAC